AUGGACGUGGGAAAGGAUGGAUCUCCUCUGAAGUUCCCCCAAACACCUGAACCUCAUCCACGGAGAGCCCAUGCUCCAGAUGUCAUUGGAACCUGGAGUUUGAGAAACAGAGAACAACUCAGGAAGAGAAAAGCUGAAGCCCAGGAGAAGCAGACGUCACAAUGGAACUUUGGAGAACAGAAAAAACGCAAGUGUCAAAGAACAGGAAAAGGAAACCCAAGAGGCCAGAAGAGACAGAGGAGCACAGAGGCGAGGGCACAGCCUCAGUCACAAACAGAGAAGCAAAGGAUGCAGAAAGCGUUGGAACCUGCUGAGGACGAAAUGGAGCACCCUGUAAGCCCUGUGACUGAAGCCCUCCCACUGGUGCUGUGUCCCCCAAAAGCUGUGCCUGCAGCAUACUUUUCUGAAACACACCAAGAAAGCAUUCAGUGCCAGGAUCUAGCAAUACAGAACCAUUCUCAAGCACACAGACACAGGGCCAAACCUGAAGACCUCUCUGCUAACACGUACCCAGAAAGAGCUGUACUUCAAUAUUCUUCUAAAAUGUGCCCAGAUGAACCCGAGGUGCUCUCUCCUGAAAUGUGCCAGGAAACAUCUGUUCCCCAAAACCAUUCUUCCAAAGUACCCCAAGAUAUGGCUGGGCCUGAGGUGCUCUCUCCUAAAAUGUGCCAGGAAACAUCUGUUCCCCAAAACCAUUCUUCCAAAGCACCCCAAGAUAUGGCUGGACCUGAGGUGCUUUCUCCUAAAAUGUUCCAGGAAACAGCUGUGCCCCAAAACCUUUCUUCCAAAGUACCUCAAGAUAUGGCUGGACCCGAGGUGCUCUCUCUUAAAAUGUGCCAAAUACCAGCUGUGCUUCGAGAGCAUACAUGGAAAAUGUGCCAAGAUGUGGCCAGACCUGCAGUCUCCUCGAAAACACAUCAAGAGAUGGCGGCUGUUCCCUGGACAACACUUGGAGAUGCUGUUGGCCCAGAGAGAAGCUCUCCUGAAGCACCCCUCCAGUCAGAUGUGCCUGAAGGCUGUCCACGUGAUACAUGCCCCAAAUCAGUCACCCCAGAGAAAACUUCCCAAGCAGAUCAGGCAAUGGUUGUGACCGAAGGCUGCUUCUCUAAAACACAAGAAUGCACUGUGUCUGAAGACAUUUCUUCAAAAACACACCAAGAAGCAGUUGAACCUGAAUUCAUUUUUCAUGAGACCUACAGACCCACUGAGCCUACAGUCUCCUCUCAUAAAACAAUUCAAGACUCACCUGGGCCUGAAGACCAUUCACCGGAAACAUGUCAACCAAUGUCUGGGCUUGAGUACUACUCCCCUGAAACCUGCCAUGAAAUGUCUGGGCCUGAAGACCUCUCCAUCAAGACCAGUGAGAACAGGGAUGGGCCCAAAGACCACCUUUCAGAACACACCCAGGAAGCAGGUGGGGCCCAAGGACAGGACCCUAAUGCCCAGCAGGACAGUGAGGGCGCUUGUGCUUUCUCUCAAGAAAUGAAGGAAAAAGACGAAGCAAAUCAAGAGCCAGGAACACCGUCAAGUCCACAGGGUCCUCAAGAGAUCUGUCCGGAAGACAACACCUAUAGCUAUGUUCUGUCUUAA
Molecule: messenger RNA, 1590 nt
Organism: Onychomys torridus (southern grasshopper mouse)
Lineage: Eukaryota; Metazoa; Chordata; Mammalia; Rodentia; Cricetidae
Gene: Hemgn
Product: hemogen
Exons: 5
Coding region: 1-1590 (529 amino acids)
Biological process (GO): regulation of osteoblast differentiation; cell differentiation
Cellular component (GO): nucleoplasm
Source: RefSeq, a predicted model, not a curated record